Coffea arabica (coffee) is the source of this 1219-nucleotide messenger RNA. NCBI's taxonomy places the organism in Eukaryota, Viridiplantae, Streptophyta, Magnoliopsida, Gentianales, Rubiaceae. The record is from RefSeq and is a predicted model, not a curated record.
AUGGCCUAUCUUCCUGUGGAAGAGAGACAAUUUAGCUUUAUAGAUCAUGAGGUUUCUGUCGGUGCAGAGGCAAUCCUGAAAUCUGAAUGUGACCUCUUUGAAAAGUCAAAAAAGAUGCGUCUGUAUCCAAAGAACUCGAAAGCAAAUGAGGAAAGGCAGCAAGACAAUAGAGAAGUGGUUGAAAAUCAAGAAAAGGAACCAAAUGAUGCAGUAAAUUAUGAAGAAGAUGAGGUGAAUAACAUUGACGAUGACAUUGAUGAAGAGGAUUUUGAUGCAUAUGAAGCGAUAGACCCGAUUGGGUUCCAGGAAGGGGAUUUUUCUCCACAACAGGAUUCCUGUAUCCUUGUGAAAUUGAGUUUAUUUUCUUUUUGUUGACACAUUAGAAAUAGGAUAGACCUUUUUUACACUCACUGAAUGAUGGAAAUGAAAGAGGUUAUGGUGAAACAUCUGAGCAGCUUUCCCCACUUCUGAAAGCAGAUCCUGGAUAAAAACUUUACUUCAUUUUAUACUUUCCUGUUGGAAAGGAAAACAAAGAACUGAUAGAUCCUUGUGAUAACUGACUUUAUUUCUUUCUGUAGACCCUUUUUACAAUUGGUACAUGGUUAAAAAGACAAAGAGAUAAGGGAGUCAGAUUUCCUUACUUCUGAAAGCUGAUCCUGGAUAAAAACUUUAUUUUGUACUUAGUGUCUUUUUUCACCCUCCUGUUGUCGGAAAGAAAAACAAAGAAAUGAGAGGUCCAACGGUAUGUUGGUUUGACAUAUAAGCUCUACCAUCAAGGAUCUCAUGUCUUGUGUAUGUUGAGAUAUCCAGUUUAAGAAUGGAGGCCGUUUUGAACCUCCAGCUAGACCAUUGACCCAUUCUUUUUUAUUUUCAAUGCACGUCUUAUGCUUUCCCGCUGUCUUUCUGCAAGGAAAAACUCCAUCUAGGGUGAUCCUGGACUCAAUUACCAACCAGUGAUAAUGUUGCAGAAGCAGAAACUUCCAUAGCAUAUUAAUAACCAUGUCUUGUACUUUAAAGGGGACUAAACAAGCAUGCCUUCGGGAAAAAGCGCUGCAGCUAGUGAAGGAUUAUGGAUGAUACUUUGAGCCUUUAGUGGUGCUUAGUUUGUUUUUAGUUUGUCUCAAGUGCAUUUUUUUUAUGCCUCACAUGUUUCUUCUCCUUUCCUUUAUGUCCUGCUAUGAUCAAAACUGAAGCAGCAAGAGUCUUGGUUCUUAUUUAG